AUGUCCGACGAUGACUACCAAAUAUCGCCCUUCAUAACGGCCCUGACGGAGCUGAUCGCCAUUGCCACGGACAUCAUCGACAUGGACCUCGCCACCUUGAUGAUUCCCGGCACAUGCAAGGACGUAUACGACCGCAUCCACACUCUGCGGAGUCUGUGGGACGCCAACCCGGAGUGGGAUUGCAAAAAGUACAUCAUUCGGCUGCUUAUCGUCUUUGCCAGCGUCGCUCGGCUGGUUGAGCACUUUGAAGAAGACGGCAAGGUCAUCGGAUACGUGACUCGCGCUAGCCAGACUGAACGCGGCCCAUCCUCGGACAAGUACACCUCCCGAGGCGAUCGCGCUGGAUAUCGAGCCAAGCCUGCGCGUGACGUCGGCAUGGGCUUUGAAACCAGCGACGGCGAUGAAACAGACAUGACCAACACCGAUACGGACAAUGCUCUGUUUGAAGAUACAGGGCGAUUCCCGGAUGGAUCGCGACCGCGGCGGGUCCACAAUCAGCGCUCUCAGAUGUCGCUCAUGUCCACUGUCAAGCCCGAGGAGCUGAGCUUGAUGGAGCUGCGAGAUGCCGCAAACGAAUCGCAGAGCCUGAACGUUCUGAUGGAAGUCGGCAUCGAUGGCGUCGUCACCUACAUCAGCCCGGUGUGCAAGCUUGUGUUUGAAUACGAGAUUACAGAGAUUGUCGGCGUCGAGCGCAUCCCGUUCCUCCUGGACGACGACAAAAGCAUUCUCCUGGACGCCACCGUGAGUCUCUCGCUGGGAGACCAAUCCGACGCGAGCGAAAUCCAGUUCAAGGCGCGGCGCGCGGACGGCCGCAUGCUGCAGAUGGAAGGCAAGGGCAUGAUUCUCUACGAGCGCGGCACCGAUCUCAAGAAAAGUGCCAUUUGGAUCGUGCGCCCGACCGGUCUGCUCGGCGACGAAUGGAACGACAUCCACUCAUCCGACAGCGAGGACUAUGACAAUUACAUUCCCUAUGACACCGACUCGGACUAUGCCGAGUCAGCCCCCGAGGCCGAAAGCCCCAAGGCUGUGGUGUCGCCCAAGCCGGCCGAUUUGCCCGACUCCUCCCUCCUCGUGCUGUGUCAUAUCUGCGAGCGGUCCGUGCCUGCACCCCUGUUCGAAGAGCAUACCUCGAUUUGCUCGGAGGUCCACCGCGUCGAGAUGGACACUGUUCUCCUGAACGACCAGAUCAAGGACCUCAAGAGCGAAUGUGCCAACCAGAAGAAGGCUCUCCUAUCCGAAAAGGAAAAGGCUCAAGCCGACCUCGCCGAGCUCGAAAAGACAAGCCCCCGCCGCAGCGUCCUCGAGAGGAGCGACCAUUACUCGUACAUUUCGUUCCUGUUCCGCCUGAUCCAGCACUUGACCGAUAUGACGGAUGCCAUCGAGCGCUCUCUCAGCGUGCCGAUGCCGAACGCGCUUGAUCCUGCCGAACCCUCGCCACCACUGCCGACCGAGGCGGACGCUACCGAGACACAGGCUAAUGAGCCGGAGAACGCCAAUUCCGGCGCUGCUGCUGUUAACGCCCGCAGACAGAGCGUCGAGGUCCUGACGACCCGCAAGCGCGACAACAUCGAGAAGAUGAAGUCGGACUCGGCUCGGUAUCGCGAGUCGGUCGAACGCGAGGAACAGAUGAAGUUUGAGCUGGGCGUGGAGGCGGGUGCCCUCAAGGAUGCCUGGGAACUUGCCUCGGGCCAAGACGACGACCUUGCCCAGGACGAUGAGGCCGACUCUGCUCUGGCCCACCAGACUGCUUCAAAGGCUGGUUUGCUGCCGGCUGUGGAUCCGACCUCAACUUUGGCAAACCCCGUCCCGAUUGCAAUCACAGCCCCGGUAGUCACCCCGGCCCCCACAGUACUACCUGCCCUACCCCUGGCUCCAGUUCCAGCCGCGGGCUCGGCUCUUGCCUUGGCCGCGUCGACUAGCUCGACCAAGAUUCACCCCCCAGGCUUGAGCUCCGUGGCUGAGACAGCUACGACUCUGCCCCCACUAUCAUCAUCCAUUCCGUUCCCGAUUUCCAUCACAGCAUCCGCCGCCGCCGUCUCCACAAGCAAACCCCCUGCCCCCCACAACACCACGCCUACAGUAACAGCCGCAGAGGGUGAUAUUGCACAGUCGGGACUCUCUGGCGCCGACAAGUCCGCCAACCCUCCGACCGAGCACGCCCCAGAAAACACACCAAGAUCGCUCGGCCGACGAAAGACCAAGCCGGCAGAGGAGACCCACGAGCGCAUCGAAGCCACAAAGCUGCUCGCUGCCUUUCUUGGAUCGAGCAGCUCGCUCAACAUCCCCCGGAGCGACCACAGCUCCCCGACUCGAGAUAUGCUCGACUCUGCCCUUCCUUCACCAUCGGCGGCGCUUCUCGGCACCUCCUUUGGAAGCACCUCGUCCAUCCCAACACAGCGGAGUGUGCCCAGCAUCAAGGACUAUGAGAUCGUCAAGCCCAUCUCCAAAGGAGCCUUUGGAUCUGUGUAUCUGGCGCGCAAGAAGAUCACGGGCGACUACUAUGCAAUCAAGGUGCUGAAAAAGGCCGAUAUGAUUGCCAAGAACCAGGUUAUGAAUAUCAAGGCUGAGCGAAUGAUCCUUACCCAACUCGAUAGUCCGUAUGUAGUCAAGCUUUACUACAGCUUCCAGAGCAAAGAUAACCUAUAUCUUGUAAUGGAGUAUCUCAACGGCGGCGAUCUGGCGGCCCUCAUCAAGAACUCGGGCUCUCUGGACGAGAAGUGGGCCAAGCAGUACAUUGCCGAGGUCGUGCUUGGCCUGGAGUUUCUGCACUCGCGCGGCAUUGUCCAUCGCGAUCUCAAGCCCGACAAUCUUCUGAUCGAUCAAAGCGGCCAUGUCAAGCUGACCGAUUUUGGUCUUUCCCGAGUCGGUUUCCUCGGACGGCGCGCUCGAGGCGUCUGCGACAAUGUCUGGAACUCGUCGUCGCCCGCGAUGGACCGCACGCUUUCAAGCAACAGCCUCGGACCCGCCGCAUUCAUGUCGCCUGUGCUGUCUCCAGCCAAGCUGCCAAUCUCGAUGUCAUCGACGCCCGUCACGCAGCUCAUGCAACCGGCUCAGUCAAUGCUCUCGUCCGUCAUCGCGCAGCCGCAGAUGUCGGCCAGUCCGCUCAAGGCAGCGGACUAUCUCCUCAACUCCCCAGCCAACUCAUACAUGAAGGCCCACAGCCGACGGUCGUCUGUGGCUUCAACAAUUCGCCUGGCGGAGCAGCCGGAUGACCCCAAAGACAAGCGCUUUGUCGGAACGCCUGACUAUUUGGCGCCAGAGAGCAUUCUUGGUCUCGGACAAGAUGCCUCGGUCGACUGGUGGGCACUCGGUGUUAUUCUCUACGAAUUCCUGUUUGGGCUUCCGCCGUUCCACGCGCCAUCUCCGACCGAGGUGUUCGCCAAUAUUCUUGCACGCUCGAUCGACUGGAUGGAAGACUCGGUCGACAUCUCUCCCGAAGCGCGCGAUCUGAUGGAGCGGCUGAUGUGCACGGAGAUUGAGUCCCGUCUCGGCACCCACGGCUCGCAAGAGGUCCGAGCGCAUCCGUGGUUCCAUGACAUCGAUUGGGAGAAGCUCGAGCACGCCGAGGCCAACUUUGUGCCGAAGCCUUCCAACCCCGAAGACACGGACUACUUUGACGAUCGUGGUGCCGGCACCAAGAAGCCAAGCGAUGUGGACGCCGAGGACCAAGCCAAGCCCGGAGUAGGCCCAGCAGAGGAGCGCGUCGAUCUGGAGCUGACCGAGAGGGUGAUUCCCAAGGAUGAAGAGACGACACAAGACGACGCCCCUGGCGAGGAGAAGCCCGACUUUGGCGAGUUUGUCUACAAGAACCUGCCGCUGCUCGAGAAAGCCAACAGCGAUCUGGUCAAGAAGAUCCGGUCAGACAUGGAGAUCAAGACGGAACGUGCUCGCACAAAGUCGCUUUCUGGCGCCUCGAAUCUGCCGAGCCGCCUCACGCUUCCGCGGGCCUCCCCUCUCGAGCCUGUGGCCCGUCUGCCGCCCCGAGCCGAUUCCAAGGAGGGGCUUGAGCCCGAAACAUCUGUGAAAGCACCGUCGUCGCCCAAAAUGGAGCUGCUCGAUGCCACGGUCCAUGGGAGCACCUCGGAUCUCUUUGGAAACGGAGCCGUCGGCACUCCGCUGAAGGUCAAGCAGCGGCUUAUGGAGCAGCCCCGACGCAACUCCCUGCCGUCCAGACUGAGGACACAGUCGCUUGGGUCAGCCAGCGGCGCACCUUCGAACCUGGGCAGCAUGUCCGACAUGGAGAGCGGCGUUGCGAGCUCGGCGACUUUCCAGUCCGGAGGCUCGAGCACCCGCGCCUCGCUGACUUCGCAGAACAGUGGAUUGCUCCCUGCCCGCGGGUUCGAUGCGCUGGUCGUCGACGACAACCCCGUGAGCUGCAAGAUCCUGGAAGGACUCCUCUCCAAGUUUAAUGGCCGCUGCGUGAUGGUCUACAACGGCGAGGAGGCGCUCCGGUGUGUGAUGGGCGACGUCAGAUUCGACAUCAUCUUCAUGGACAUCGAAAUGCCAAUCGUGGACGGAGAGCUUGCUGCCCGCAUGAUCAAAACCACCAACAACGUCAACCAGUCCACUCCCGUCGUCGGGGUUACUUCGGGCAACGUGAGCACCGCCGCCUCCCAGAACUUUGACUUUUGCAUCUCCAAACCCGUGACGAAGGAAAGUCUGCUGAAUGUUCUCGGCUCGCUGUUGAGCGAGCGAGACAGCACAAACUCGUUGUAG
This is a messenger RNA of Polychytrium aggregatum, 4716 nucleotides long. RefSeq lists its product as uncharacterized. Gene Ontology annotation, biological process: peptidyl-serine phosphorylation; phosphorelay signal transduction system. Bases 1 to 4716 code for a protein of 1571 amino acids. The transcript is spliced from 11 exons. NCBI's taxonomy places the organism in Eukaryota, Fungi, Chytridiomycota, Chytridiomycetes, Polychytriales. Gene Ontology annotation, molecular function: ATP binding; protein serine/threonine kinase activity. Gene Ontology annotation, cellular component: cytoplasm; nucleus. The record is from RefSeq and is a predicted model, not a curated record.